Messenger RNA from Xenopus tropicalis (tropical clawed frog), 951 nucleotides. It is a transcript of the gene tas2r45, whose product is annotated as bitter taste receptor 45. Gene Ontology annotation, biological process: sensory perception of taste; signal transduction; G protein-coupled receptor signaling pathway. Gene Ontology annotation, molecular function: bitter taste receptor activity; G protein-coupled receptor activity. The record is from RefSeq and is marked provisional. Gene Ontology annotation, cellular component: membrane. Lineage: Eukaryota; Metazoa; Chordata; Amphibia; Anura; Pipidae.
AUGCUGCCCGUUUUUCUUUUUGCCUCUAUGGCUAUCUUGGGAGUUACCACUAUGAUGGGAAUUUUUACAAACUCUAUAAUUGUAGUCGUAAAUAUUGUUGACAAGGUAAAGGGAAAAAGUUUUAAUCCAUCAGACCUCAUUCUUGUCACACUUGGCCUAUCCAAUAUCACUUUCCAGUUCACAAUGACUGCAAAUGACUUCUUGAUCAUUUUGUCGAGUGACUUAUAUUUCUCAUCUGCAAUUUAUGCUACUUUCAAAGUUUUGCUGUUUUCAACCAUUUUUGCCAGUUUUUGGUUUACUGUUUGCCUUUGUGUCUACUACUGCUUGCAGAUUGUCAUAUUUACCCACCCCAUUCUUGUGCGUCUCAAACUUGCACUCUCUCGACUUGUACCAUAUUUUCUUGCAGCUUCUGUCUUUAUUUCUGUGGUUAUCAGUACUCCUGGAAUAUGGAGUACAAACAGUGACCCCCCCAUUUCAAAUUUAACAAGCAAUCAGAGUUUGGAAAUUGAGGUACCCAAGCUGAGCCUUGUAUACCUGUUUUCCAGUAAUAUUAUUGGAUGUUCACUUCCACUGGUGCUAGUUGGGAUUUCCAAUUGUCUAAUCCUUAAGUCACUCAUAAGGAAGCGCGCCAUGCUAGAAAAAAACAAGAGUGAUGCCCAUAGCCCACGAACUGAGGCCAGAGAGCGAGCAGCAAGGACCGCUGGUUGCCUAUUAUUACUUUACAUGACCUUCUAUAUCUCUGAGAUCUUUAUGUUUGUUGAUUUUUUCCCACCCAGUAGCCCUGGAUUUUGUACCUGCUUAAUGAUUAUUUAUGGUUACCCACCUACACAGUCGGUCAUUCUAAUAUUUGGCAGCCCCAAACUAAAGAAAGCAUUGCUGAACCUUCUCCGUCUUCCAAAGAAAUGCAAUGAGUCAAAAAAAACAACCAAGAUUCUUUUCAUUAAUUUUUGA